CGGAGGCGGCGUGAUUCUCUUCUCCAGAGAGAGAAAGAAGAGACAGACAGAGAGAGAGAGAGAGAGAGGAGAAGAAGCGCCAGCGCCGAUGGGAUCACUGGAGACGCGGUACCGGCCGGCCGGAGCGCCUGAUGACACAACUAAGAGGAGGACCCCCAAAAGCAAGAGUUUCAAAGAUGUCGAAAAUUUUGGAGUUCUUGUCCUUGAAAAGAACUCUGGUUGCAAGUUCAAAACUUUGCGAUACUUGCUCCUAGCUAUCACUUCUGCCACAUUCCUUACCCUCCUAACUCCAACCUUGUAUGAGCGUCAGUUACAGUCCAGUUCUCGGUAUGUGGAUGUUGGUUGGAUAUGGGACAAACCAAGUUAUGACCCACGAUAUGUAUCAUCUGUUAAUGUUCGGUGGGAGGAUGUAUAUAAAGCACUGGAAAAUCUCAAUGUUGGUAGCCAGAAGCUCAAAGUUGGACUCUUGAAUUUUAACAGCACUGAGUAUGGCUCUUGGACACAAUUGCUCCCAGACAGUGAUGUUUCCAUUAUAAGACUUGAGCAUGCCAAGGGCAGCAUUACUUGGGAGACACUGUAUCCUGAAUGGAUUGACGAGGAGGAAGAAUCUGAUAUACCAUCUUGUCCCUCACUUCCAGAUCCUAAUGUUCGAAAAGGUUCACACUUUGAUGUCAUUGCUGUGAAACUUCCUUGUAUCCGGGUGGCAGGUUGGUCAAGAGAUGUUGCACGACUCCAUUUGCAGCUCUCAGCGGCAAAAUUGGCUGUAACCUCUUCAAGAGGCAACCAGAAGGUUCAUGUGCUAUUUGUAACUGACUGCUUCCCUAUCCCCAAUCUCUUCCCUUGCAAGAACCUUGUGAAACAUGAAGGCAAUGCGUGGUUAUAUAGUCCUGAUUUAAAGGCUUUAAGAGAAAAGCUCAGGCUUCCAGUUGGAUCCUGUGAGCUUGCUGUUCCACUCAAAGCAAAAGCAAGACUCUACUCAGUGGAUCGAAGAAGAGAAGCUUAUGCUACUAUACUGCACUCAGCAAGCGAAUAUGUCUGUGGUGCGAUCUCAGCAGCUCAAAGCAUUCGCCAAGCAGGGUCAUCUAGGGAUCUGAUUAUUCUUGUCGAUGAGACAAUAAGUGAUCACCACCGAAAAGGAUUGGAAUCUGCAGGCUGGAAGGUCAGGUUAAUCCAAAGAAUCAGGAAUCCAAAAGCUGAGCGUGAUGCUUACAACGAGUGGAACUACAGUAAGUUCAGGUUGUGGCAGCUGACCGACUACGACAAGAUCAUUUUCAUAGAUGCUGAUCUCCUUAUCCUGAGGAAUGUUGACUUCCUGUUUGCGAUGCCAGAGAUCACUGCAACUGGCAACAACGCAACGCUCUUCAACUCUGGUGUCAUGGUCAUUGAGCCAUCAAACUGCACAUUCCAGCUAUUGAUGGAUCACAUCGAUGAGAUAACAUCGUACAACGGUGGUGACCAAGGAUACCUGAACGAAAUAUUCACAUGGUGGCACCGCAUCCCGAAGCACAUGAACUUCUUGAAGCAUUUCUGGGAAGGGGACAACGAGUCUGUGAAGGCGAAGAAGACUGAGUUGUUUGGCGCAGACCCACCUGUUCUCUAUGUCCUUCACUACCUAGGCCUGAAACCAUGGCUGUGCUUCAGAGACUAUGACUGCAACUGGAACAACCCCGUGAUGCGCGAAUUCGCAAGCGAUGUCGCGCACGCCCGGUGGUGGAAGGUCCACGACAAGAUGCCCGAGAAGCUCCAGUCCUACUGCUUUCUGAGAUCCAGGCUGAAGGCUGGGCUGGAAUGGGACCGGAGGCAGGCUGAGAAGGCAAGCUUCGACGAUGGACAUUGGCGGCGAAAUAUCACCGAUCCAAGGCUGAAUAUCUGCUUCGAGAAGUUCUGCUUCUGGGAGAGUAUGCUGUGGCACUGGGGUGAGAAGAACCCGACGGGCAGCGACCCUGUGCCGGCGACGCAAAGCUCAUGAUCCUGUAGAUAGCUCAAGAUAUUAGUCAGUACACAAAAAACUCCUAUAUAGCACUAUACAUGCAUAGCAACAGCUUGUGUAGGUUGCCAUGCUUAGGCCUUUCCAAUACAAAAAAAACACACCCUCCAUUGCUGUCAUGGCUGCAGCUCUAUCUCGCUGCAUUGAUGGCCAACAAUUCUUUCGGGUUGGUUUAGCUAAUAAGUUAUGGCACAUGUAAAUUCCUUGAUGGAAACCUGCGUACU
Messenger RNA from Oryza brachyantha (malo sina), 2211 nucleotides. Its product is annotated as UDP-glucuronate:xylan alpha-glucuronosyltransferase 1-like. Gene Ontology annotation, molecular function: glycosyltransferase activity. Lineage: Eukaryota; Viridiplantae; Streptophyta; Magnoliopsida; Poales; Poaceae. The record is from RefSeq and is a predicted model, not a curated record. The transcript is spliced from 4 exons. The coding region runs from base 89 to 1969 and encodes 626 amino acids. Gene Ontology annotation, biological process: xylan biosynthetic process.